Molecule: messenger RNA, 4191 nt
Organism: Macrosteles quadrilineatus (aster leafhopper)
Lineage: Eukaryota; Metazoa; Arthropoda; Insecta; Hemiptera; Cicadellidae
Exons: 1
Coding region: 1-4191 (1396 amino acids)
Biological process (GO): DNA repair; telomere maintenance
Molecular function (GO): DNA helicase activity
Source: RefSeq, a predicted model, not a curated record
AUGGAUUACACUUGUGUAGCUGCUGGUUCUUUCCAUCAGGGAGAUCCACGAUUCACUGAUAGUAACAACGCUCAGUGCGUGGCCAAUGCAGCUUGUGCCCUUGCCUGGCAAGUGUUCUGCGGAGGUUUCAGUUCAUCCGCCAUCGACGAAAUACUCAUGGCCGGCGAUCGCCUAUAUGCGAAAUCUCGCCGUGAGUUUUGCGUUGUUGACAGGUUCCUGUUCCCCGAGGAACUGUCCAGGACAUUUGAUAUUGCGGAGAAACAGAUUUCCAUUGAGGAAAUUACGCAUGUUUCUAACGGGUUGUACCCGACUUGUGUUGAUGGCUUGGAUGAGGCGGUCAAGUCUUUAUCAUCCAGUUUGGAGAAUGCCAUGCCCGCUGAUUCUCUCGACGGCGGGUUUCUUUUCACGGGGCAACUGGUGACUGUUGCAUUUUGGCGUCACCAAGAUCAUUUCUAUUUAUUUGAUUCACACGCCGUGAAUGAAACCCGCCGUAGAGACAUUGAAUCGGAUAAAAAUAAGGCUAGGUUAUUCGUAUGUGGGAGUUUCCCUACACUAGCCUCACUUUUAUUGGUGAAUUGUGCGUUCGUCGGCGGACAGUACAGCAUCAUGAAACUUAGGUUUUCAAUUGACUCCACUGUCCGGUCGAUCGAACGUAUCGAUAAUGAUCCACAACCUAUUCCCCCCUCCCAGACAGUUUCUGCCCCUAAAAAAUGCCCCGGAAGACCUAAAAAAGCCAAACGUGGACGUCCGAAAACUUUGGAAACCACAAGGGAAGAGCAAGUGAAUGCGGCUAAAAAGAAGUAUAGGGAGACACACUCUGAUCAAAUCAGGGAUGACAAAAAGCAAUACUCCCAAGAUCACCCUGAGGUAAAUAGAGCGGCUGUUGGGCGUUACAGCCAAACGCACCCUGAGGUCAACAGGGCUGCAGUUGGCCGUUAUAGCCAAACGCACCCUGAGGUCAACAGGGCUGCAGUUGGCCGUUAUAGCCAAACGCACCCUGAGGUCAACAGGGCAGCUGUUGAGCGUUACAGCCAGAGUCACCCUGAGGUCAACAGAGAGGCGGUUGGUCGAUAUAGCCAACGAAAUCCUGAUGCCUCUCGACAAAGGGUGCAGAUUUUCCGGCUACAUAAUCCUUUGUUUUCCGAACUUCGCCACUUGCCAGCUUCACUUGCUCGAAGCAUUUCUGAUCACGGUCCAAUGGGGUCUUGGAAGGGGGACUUGUUAAAUGAUAUCUCAGCUUACAGUCUUAAAAUAAUUAGUCUUUGGGACAGUGAUAUUUUCAAGUGCAUACACUGUGGCGCUCCACUUUUUGAGGAGGAAAAGAGUAGGAAGAAGUGGUGUUGCGGACAAGGGGCAUAUAACGUCCUUGAUCUAAGUCCCCUUGAUGCAGUCUUCUAUUCUGAUCGUCGUUUUCUCGACAGGGCUCGUGCCUACAACGACCUGUUUGCGUUUAGUGCCUUAGAAGUAUCUGGUGGGUACAGACACCCCAGUGGUCUGGCUUUCUUUAAAAUCGAAGGUCGAAUGUACCACCAGAUAUACAACCUGUCCGACCCCGGUCAAAAGUUCACCACCAAGACUGGGGACGUUCAGUUUGUGAAUCGCUCCCGUCUUUACAUCGACGACGGUGAAGAACGGCGGAAUAUUGCCUUGGGUAGAUCACUUGACGGUGACGUUGUUGACUCGAUCACUCGAUACCUGUCACAGCAGAAUCCAUACGUCGCUCACUAUCGGCGUUUGGGUAGUGAGCCAGCUGUGAACGCACACUUGGAUUUCCAAGUGACAAGUAGAUCUACCCAUGGUCCCGUUCUAGGCGACAGGCAAACAGGCGUUGAGGUGCACGCUGUCAUAAGCACCGACGAUACAGUGUACGAGCCCCGCAAGCUUUCCGUUUGGAAAGUUGGAUCCGGAAGACCCACUUCUAUCAACCUUUUUAGUCCUCUCAUGGAGCCCUUCCAGUACCCUCUGCUCUAUCCUCAAGGAACUUUGGGCUGGCAUAUUGGACGCCGCGACAAUUUUAACAAUAAGUUGUCCCAGUAUGACUACUCCCGUUGUCUUCUGCUGUCUGAGCCUCGUUUCUCACACCUCGGCCGACUGUCUCAAGCUUGGCAGGUUGAAAUGUAUGCCAGAUACGAGGACGAGAAGCUCAACUACAUCAAGUUCACGCAGACGAAGGCAGCUGAAAAUGCCAUGAGGAUAGGGCCGUUGGAUGAGAUUGAAGCGGCGAAUCGUGGUGGACGUCAGGUCCUCAACGACAUUAACAAUGACGAGACCGUUCAGGGGGAGGGUGGGGUACAAGCUGGAAAGGUUUACCUCCCAAGUUCGUUUACCGGGGGGCCGAGAUACAUGAAACUUCGAUACGAGAAUGCUAUGGCAUUGGUCUCACGUCUCGGCUUCCCCACAUUUUUUCUCACAUUCACGUAUAGUGCGACUUGGGAGGAGAACAAAAAAGCCUGUCCUCGAAAUAGCGGUCGCAGUGAUCCCAGCACGGCCUGCAGAGUUUUCUAUAUCAAACUGCUGGAACUCCUCCGCGAUCUGCGCAGCGGAGCUAUGUUCGGUCGGUCUGUCUACAUAGUCCACGUCAUCGAGAUGCAGAUGCGGGGCCUUCCACAUGCCCACAUCGUGUUUAAAAUCGAAGGCGAUGGACCUGUGCAGGCUUCCGACAUAGACUCCCUCAUCCGCGCUGACAUUCCAUCUCCGGAGGAGGCAGGAGGCCGAUUAAGGGCGUUGGUUCUGCGUCACAUGAUCCACGGACCUUGUGGUACGGAUCACAGGACCGACUUCCCUUGCUGGGACACUGCCAAAGGCAGCUGUUCUAAAUUUUUCCCCAAACCACCCUGUGAAUCAACCCAUGUAGACGAGAGGGGCUUUGUAAAAUAUCAACGUGAUUAUGGUAACGAGGGGAGUAUAACUUCAAGAAACAAAUCGAUUCCUGUACAUGACGGCUGGGUCGUGCCGUACAACUCGGCAUUACUACUUAAAUACGAGGCACACAUCAACUUGGAGGUAGCUUCCACUCGUCGUGUGAUCAAGUAUCUGUUUAAAUACCUCAUGAAGGGUGGCUCGCUUCAGAACGUCAAAGUUACUCCUCUUAGUAAACAAGACGAUGAAGUUGAGCACUACGUCACGAAGCGUAUGGUGGGAGCCAGCGAUGCAUGCUGGCGUCUCUUGGACUUUCCCAUCUCAAAGUCUGAGCCCACAGUCGAUUGUCUCCCUGUCCACCUAGAGGGAAAACAGACUGUGUGCUUCCGCCCUAACAACUUGACACACGCCACUUCUGGAGCUACCUCUGACCUGCUCUUGUAUUUCAAUAGGCCUCUUGACUCAGUAUUCGACGAUUUAACCUACCAGUCUUUUUUCGAGCAGUACGUUAUUCAUAACAAACGCCCUAGUAAUGCUGAGGUGUACGACCAUCCAGACGGCAAGCAUUUCCUUACCUCAAGAAAGCGUGGUCAAAAGAUCUGUCGUCUCUUCUGGGUCUCGCCAAACAGAAGCGAGCAGUACUUUCUUAGGCUCCUUUUGAUGGUCAUUCCGUGCCGGGGAUACGCCGACCUGCUUGCUCGUGGUGGUGAUGGUUGCACGACAUAUCAACAGGUUGCGCGCACCCUCGGUUUGGUUGAGGACGAGGACGAGUACCACCAAGCCCUCAAGGAAGCAGCUCGCUUCAUGGUCGGCCCGAGGCUCCGCUCUUUCUUUGUCCUUCUGUGCAACAUGGGAGCUCCUGCGGCCCUCUUGUGGGAUGCUUUCCGUGACGCAUUGUGCGAAGACCAUUUGGAGCGGAAUCCUCUUGAUCACGAGGUUGCGUACAAGCUGGCUCUGAUUGAGAUCGAUCGAAGCCUUCGACGUCAGGGAUCCUGCUUGGCCGAUCACGGUCUCCCUACUGUAGACGACGACACGACCGAACUGGGGAGGGAACUUCUCAUGUACGGUGAAAAUCGUCAGAGAUCACUUGUAGAUGAGUGGGAACCUAAACUUUCCCGCGACCAGAGGGCGGUCUUCGAUUAUGUUCGGUCUCUACUACAGGGCCAAGUCGAUCGUCGAUCAACAAAAUUGAUCUUCCUUGACGGACCCGGAGGCUACGGCAAGACAUUCCUAAUACACGUAAUCCUCGCUUACGUCCGUAGUCGUAACCAGGUCGCUAUUGUAACGGUCGUAUUCCCCUUGGAAUACGUACUGUUACUUUGGGUGACGUAG